AUGGAUAGCCAACAGGCCGGACACUGGGGAAACCAAAGCACUGUGAAUGAGUUUGUCUUGCUGGGAUAUCAUAAGUACCCUGCCCUACUUUUCACAGCAUUCCUAGCCAUCUACCUGACCAUUCUACUAGGAAAUGGUCUGAUUGUAGUAGUGACCACCAUGGACCCUGCCUUGAAUACUCCCAUGUACUUCUUCCUCCGCAGCCUCUCUGGACUGGAGAUGUGCUACACCUCAGUAACCAUUCCCAAAAUUAUGGCCAGUCUUGCCACUGGGGACCUCUCCAUUUCACUAACAGCCUGUGCUUCCCAGAUGUUCAUCAUGCUUUUCCUAGGUGGGGCUGAGUGUUUCCUCCUGGCUGCCAUGGCCUAUGACCGCUAUCUUGCCAUCUGCUUGCCCUUGCGCUAUAUGACUAUCAUGAACCAAAGGAUGCGAGUGGGACUGGUGGUUGGCUCAUUUAUCAUCAGUUUCCCAAUGCAGCUGGUACAAAUUGGGCUCAUCUUCUCCCUGCCAUUCUGUGGUCCCAACGAGAUGGACCACUUCUUCUGUGACAUCCCACCCAUUCUCAACUUGGCAUGUGCAGACCUCUAUGCUAAUGAGUUGGCACUCUAUUUUGAGGACACAACCUUUGUACUGGCUCCGUUUGUGCUCAUCUUGGCCUCCUAUGUAUACAUCACCAGAGCUAUACUGCACAUGCCAUCAGCUACAGGUCGCCAGAAGGCUUUUUCUACUUGUUCCUCUCAUGUGACUGUCGUGAGUCUCUUCUAUGGCUCUGCAUUAUUUACAUAUGUCCUUCCCAAAACCCCUGACUUCAUGAAAAUUGACAAGUUACUGUCUCUCUUCUACACAAUUAUAAUUCCUCUUUGCAACCCCCUUAUCUAUACUCUAAGGAACAAGGAGGUGAAAGCUGCCCUGAAGAGGCUUUUCAAUAAUAAAAGAGCCCUUGAAAUUAGGAAGGUUGAGACCAUCCACUGA
This is a messenger RNA of Sceloporus undulatus (fence lizard), 972 nucleotides long. RefSeq names its product olfactory receptor 10AG1-like. The record is from RefSeq and is a predicted model, not a curated record. The coding region runs from base 1 to 972 and encodes 323 amino acids. Gene Ontology annotation, biological process: G protein-coupled receptor signaling pathway. The transcript has a single exon. NCBI's taxonomy places the organism in Eukaryota, Metazoa, Chordata, Lepidosauria, Squamata, Phrynosomatidae. Gene Ontology annotation, molecular function: G protein-coupled receptor activity; olfactory receptor activity. Gene Ontology annotation, cellular component: membrane.